GCAGCCGAAGGCCCCCAAGCCCGACAGCCUCCUCUUGAAAAACCAGUGAGAAAGCUUGGUUUUUCCCUUCUUUUCUUGUCCAAGAACAAGAUUUAGGAGCUUAGAAACCCUCCCUAAAGCAAGGAAUUCCAGAUCUGCUCGGUUUCUCCCCCUCCCCUGUCCGUGAGCUACAGCUGGUGAUGCGAAAUUCUGGGCUUUUUUCGGUAAGAACAGCCAUGAUUUCAUCCUUUUAGCUUUGAUUUAAGUUGGAUUACUCUAAGUUCCUCUUGUUCCUUCAAUUUUGGAUGGUUCCCGUGAGUCCCCUGCAGCUUGCCGCCGGCUUCUUCUCCCCCUCCAGGUCCGGUUCUGCUGGCUGGAAAAUUUUGGUUCCUGAUCGUUCUCUUAGUUUAGCACCGAGAUUGAGUCUUUGGUUUUAUGCGAGUGAGGAAACGAAACCGAGGACGAGGAAACCACGGGAAGUGACGAGUUAGAAGGCUAGCCAUUUCGAGAUUGAUAUAGGUUUUAGAAAUAAAUCAUACUUUUGUAAGAUAGAUUUUACCUUGAAUUUAUCAGAUCAAAAUAGAUUUCGGUCAUUAGAUCAAUUACUUGGAUUCAAGUCAUUUUGGAUAUAGAAAUAAAUUGAGAUGCUUGAU
This is a messenger RNA of Rubroshorea leprosula, 632 nucleotides long. The record is from the annotation of a GenBank genome assembly. Lineage: Eukaryota; Viridiplantae; Streptophyta; Magnoliopsida; Malvales; Dipterocarpaceae.